Molecule: messenger RNA, 375 nt
Organism: Punctularia strigosozonata HHB-11173 SS5
Lineage: Eukaryota; Fungi; Basidiomycota; Agaricomycetes; Corticiales; Punctulariaceae
Exons: 2
Source: RefSeq, a predicted model, not a curated record
CAGGGUAGAAAUAUCGUUCUUUGCUUUGACGGUACAACCAACUGUUUCCGGACAACCCAUAUCACCAACGUCAUACGAAUAUUCGAACUGAUUCGCAAGGACAGCCAAGACCAGCUGUGCUACUACCAGGCUGGUCUUGGCACGUAUGAGGCAGAUGUUCCUGUCGGUACCCAGAAAGUCUGGGGCAGAACCACGGUUGCAAAGGUUGCAGAUGUUCUCUUCGCACGAUCCAUCAAAGGACAUAUCCUUGGGGGGUAUCGGUACCUGAUGCGUCAUUGGCAGAAAAACGACAGGAUAUAUAUGUUUGGGUUUAGUCGCGGUCAGUAUUGCAUGAUUACGUUCAUCUCAUUCAUUAUAACCAUUUGGCCGCCAUAG